Molecule: messenger RNA, 661 nt
Organism: Asparagus officinalis (garden asparagus)
Lineage: Eukaryota; Viridiplantae; Streptophyta; Magnoliopsida; Asparagales; Asparagaceae
Product: BAG family molecular chaperone regulator 1-like
Exons: 2
Coding region: 192-545 (117 amino acids)
Biological process (GO): protein stabilization
Cellular component (GO): cytoplasm
Molecular function (GO): protein-folding chaperone binding; adenyl-nucleotide exchange factor activity
Source: RefSeq, a predicted model, not a curated record
CUCCUGCAAAAAUGGCAUAUUUUCUCCCUUCUUUGAGACCCUUUACAGAGAUCUAAGCUCCAUCGCAAUCUCCACAUCUUCAUCAGCUCAAAGAAGAUGAUGCGAGCUAGCAAGAAGUCCACAUCUAAGCUCCAAUUUUGAAGGUUUCGUCCGCGGCAGCCGGCGGCGAGUGGGAGGUCCGGCCGUGCGGGAUGCUGGUUCAGAAGCGGAGCCAAGAAUCAGAAUCCGCAUCCAAACCGGCUCCGGCGAUCCGGGUGCUGGUCAAGUACGGAUCCGCUUAUCACGAGAUCUGUGUCAACUCUCAAGCCACCUUUGGGGAACUGAAGAAGCUGUUAUCGGGUCCAACGGGUCUACACCCGUUAGAUCAGAAGAUACUGUACAAAGACAAGGAGAGAGAAUCCACAGCGUAUUUGGACACCGCCGGCGUUAAAGAUAAAUCGAAGCUCGUCGUGUUAGAGGAUCUCAAAGCUCAGGCUAAACGAUGUCUUGAAAUGAGGCGAGCUGUGAAAUCUGAGCAGGCGUCGAAAUCUAUCAGUUGCCCUUAGAAUUGCAGUCGUUUGUUUCACUGUGAUUAUAAACUUUUCCAAAAACAGUUGUAAAAAUGGGUCAGAUUUGUGAAAACAACUUGCGUCCACGAGAACUGCAAGUCAUCUUUUGUAAA